Molecule: messenger RNA, 3037 nt
Organism: Pecten maximus
Lineage: Eukaryota; Metazoa; Mollusca; Bivalvia; Pectinida; Pectinidae
Product: neuropeptide S receptor-like
Exons: 2
Coding region: 701-2059 (452 amino acids)
Biological process (GO): G protein-coupled receptor signaling pathway
Cellular component (GO): membrane
Molecular function (GO): G protein-coupled receptor activity; peptide binding
Source: RefSeq, a predicted model, not a curated record
UGAGAGCAGAACUCUUCUGUCAGUAAGCGGAAAGGGUAGGAUUGGUUGGAGCAGAGUGCCCAGACGAAUACAAACAUGUCGUAUCAAUUCUAAAGAUAUACUGAAAGACUUGCUUACGAUUUAUACUGAAUAUGACACCAAUAUGAUGUCGUCUUUCCUUCGCAAUGACACAAAUGUCUCUAUCGGAUUAUGAAUUUUUAUGAAUUAUUUUCUCUGCCCGAAGAAGUGCAAACAUGACAUGACAAAGAAAAUUACUUACAGCUGAUGUCUAGAUCAUACAAUCACUCAAUGACGAUUUAUAGGUGGGAGUGUGACCGAUCUAGCUUGUGAUAUAUCGUGCUGCUUCUAGCAAAACGUUUAAGGUGUUAUUUGUACCGGAUGUGCUCUGGAAAGUCUUAGAAGCAGACAUGAAAUUUGCAUUUUAACAAAAACACGAUAUAAACAGGGAAUUUGUUGAUAACGGGAUAUUGCGCAUACCAUCAACUUUUUUCCUGAACAUGUGUUAGGCUUGGAAUUGGAUGCUCCAUUUUUGUCAAGGACGGUCAGUUGAAGAUGCUCCAUCAUCUACGCCAUACCAAAUGAUCCCUCGCCGCCCAUCUACAAAAUUCAACAUAGAUUCGUCAGACCAACACGCAGUUCUUAGAAAUGCAACUUCACACUGUAACUAGUUUUGGCUGGAUACGCAUGUUUUCAUGACGUCAUGGAAGAGUGGGAUAAAAAUGUCGUGGAAAUUUAUUGUGUCCACAAUGCGUCACGUACAUUUUGUCACAAAAAUAUAUCCGAGAUAGAAAAUGUAAAAGAAGGCGAUAUAGAAAUUUGGACUCCUGACGUCAUACAACGUGUAGCGUCCAUUGUCGUCAUCAUGGUGCUGACGCUAGUUGGUAACACCGUUAUCAUUAUCAUCCUAACGUGCAGUAGGUACAGAAAGAGGAACAGCCGUGUCAAUAUAUUUAUCAUCAAUCUAGCUGUGGGUGACCUGACUGUUUGUGUGGUAACUAUGACAACAGAGAUUUUGUUUGUGGCGUUCGGUGAAUGGGUUCUUGGAGCUGCAGCGUGUAAAAUUUUAACGUAUGUACAAGUUGUGACGUUAGCAAGUACAACGUUCAUUUUGACGUCAAUGGGAUUUGACCGGUACAUGGCUAUUUGUCGUCCCUUAAAGUUUAGGAGCUCACAUACAAGAGCCCGACGAAUGAUCAUCAUAUCCUGGACGCUUGCAUUCAUCUUUGCGAUUCCACAGCUUCUUAUUUUUGUGCAGACCGUUGACGAAAUACUUCCGAAUGGAGAAAUUCAAUAUGGCUGCCGCAGCCAAGGAUACACUGCCAUGUGGCAGCGGAAGAUUUAUUUCCUGUUUAUGACAAUGUAUAUCCUAAUUGUUCCUGCCAUUUUGUUAUCUUAUUGUUAUGUAAAUGUGGUGAUAGUUGUCUGGAGGCAAGGGAAGCUGAUCAAUGGAACAAAUACUUGUUCUUUACGGAAAUCAAUCGUCAACACCAGUGCAAUACCUAGGGCUAAAAUAAAGACCGUCAAGAUGACGUUUUGUAUAAUAAUCAGUUUUAUUGCCUGCUGGACUCCGUAUUUUGUGACCACACUCAUAAGGAUCUAUAGUAAUUACACCUACAAGUUUACACCGUCUGUCAUGGCAUUCGCCGAGACGUCUACUCUACUACAAAGUGCUUUAAAUCCUCUCAUAUAUGGAUUUUUCAAUAUACAGAUUAAGCGAGGAUUAAUGGAAGUGUUUUGUCCCGGAAGGAUUAAUUCCCGAGAACGUGAGGAGAUUUACAAUCACGCUUCCGAUUGUCUCACAGUUUCCGGUGAUUUUAAGUGUACAAAUCGCGGUAUGCUCAAACUUAAAGAACCAAAUUCCUCGUCCAGUAGUGGAUCCUUCGAUAGGGGGCGCUCGUCACACGGGUGUAUAAUCGCAGAGGCAAACACCAAUGGGUUUAAAUUACGUGUGCGUUUUCUGUCGAAAGAGAAAUUAUGUGUACAUGAUCGGGUGAGUUACUCACGAUGUUCGGCGAAGGAAAAUGACAAUGAUCAUGUCACUUGUGAUAGCGUCAUGUAAGAAAUGUAUGACGUCACAUUUUAUAUGUAUUUUGUUAUCUCAGUUAUACAACUGUAAAACACCUCAGUUUGGGGUAUGCGGAAUAUACAUGGGUUGAUAAAAGGAAGAAAGGCAGGUUGUUAAACAUAUAAUGAAAAACGGACCAAUAACGAUACAAACUUGGUGGACUAAGAAUGACGUCAUCAUGACGUCAGAUUAUAAUGGUGCUCAGGUAAGUUAAACAUCAACGACGAAGUCGUACAAUGACUAAUUCAUACAAGUUUAACGUAGAUGGUGAAGAUACAUGUUAAAAUAAGAUCGCUGUGCCGACAGCAUCAUGACGUCAUAGAUACUGACGCGUUACCAAUGGUGCUAGUCAUUGAAAUUGAUGUAAACACCGGUUAUUAAUUUUGUACUGAGAUACUACAACGUAUGUUAAUACAAAUAACUAAUUUAGCAUAACAAAAAACAAUAGUCAAAUGAUGCCGUCAUAAUCGAAUAACUAUUUCAAAACAGACAAUACGGUGUCACAAGCGAAACAUUUUGACAAAUCAGUUAAUUUGCAUAUGUCGUGAUCAACAAGCUAUUCCAGAUUUUAUGUGGGAUGACGAUAUGAUUGGAUAUUUUUUACAAUCGUCUAUAAAACUGUUAAUUUCUCAUUGAAGAAAACAACAUACAAAAAUGGUAGUAAAUAAUAUAAAACUAAACCAAAUUUACAUUCCAUAAUUUAUAUCAUUCUUUAAGACGUAUUGUACCUCAUAUGGAAUAACAAUUAAAUAAUGACUUCCCCAAAAAUUUAGAUAAUACAAUACAAAAGUUGGUGUUCUUUUUGGUAUUCAAUUUAUCUAACAUAAUCAAGGGCAUCGAAAAAAUCUAGCUGAUAGAUUUAGGAUAAGGACUGAUCUACGAAAUGCACAAUAGUUACGGUGGCUGAAAAGAACCUCAAUUAAAGGAUCAAUCGAAGCAGGAAUGUUCUAUUUUUGUCAGCGAAGAGUGAUU